This is a messenger RNA of Heterocephalus glaber (naked mole-rat), 7529 nucleotides long. RefSeq names its product polypeptide N-acetylgalactosaminyltransferase 5 (gene Galnt5). The record is from RefSeq and is a predicted model, not a curated record. Gene Ontology annotation, molecular function: polypeptide N-acetylgalactosaminyltransferase activity. NCBI's taxonomy places the organism in Eukaryota, Metazoa, Chordata, Mammalia, Rodentia, Bathyergidae. Gene Ontology annotation, biological process: protein O-linked glycosylation. Gene Ontology annotation, cellular component: Golgi apparatus.
CAACCCGGCCCCCACCUUUUCUUGGGCUCUUAGGAAGGUGGACAUGGGCUCCCAGAGACAAGGCCAGUGACAUGGUGAGCUGUCCCAUGUGCUGCUCCCAGUGUGACUUGGGUCUGGUGUUUACCAGCGUUUAGCCAGGGCCAGGCGAGCAGGCACAGAUGCUCUGCUGUGCAAUGCCACGCAGGCAAAGACUGACAGGCGGCAGGAGCUGAGCUUCCCCCUUGGACUGACUGCUGUUUCCCGCUGUGUUCGGGGGAAGGGGUGCUUUCUGGCAACUCUGCUGCUGCUGCUGCUGCUAUUGCUGCUGCUGCUGCUUCAGCUCUGUCUCCAUCCAGGUAAGCAAGCUCAAAGAGAGGGCAGGCUACAAGGGAAGCCUUUGUACCAUGAACAAGAUCCGAAAGUUUUUCCGAGGAAGUGGGCGAGUCUUGGCAUUUAUAUUUGUGGCUUCUGUCAUCUGGCUGCUCUUUGACAUGGCAGCUCUCCGCCUCUCAUUCAGUGAGAUCAACACUCAGAUCCUCAAGGAAGACAUCGUGCGGAGGGAGCAGAUAGGAUUCAGACUUCAGGCAGACAAAGUGAAGAUCCUUUCCAGUAGUAUCAAACAGAUGAGGCCUUCCCCUUGGGGACAUAGGAAGAGGGUGUGGGGUAAAGAGAACUUUAGGAUUGAGGAGGGUGUGCUUGGGAUAGGGGAUGAUUUGGAUCAAGCCCAGAGGGAAAGAAAAAUGCAGAACACCCUGGUAAGGGACAAAGUUUUGCCUUUGUGGCAUCCUGCACAUCUGCAGACUCCCCCUGGGACUCUGACCAAGCACAAGACAGAGGUGAAAGACAGCAGACUGAAAGCCUUCUCUCUACGGAUGACACCAAAGCAAACAACAGUCCAGGGAACUCAGAAAAGCCCAUUUAUAGCACCAAGAAGAACUACACUGGUCAAAAAAUCAGGAUACACAGGACUGGGUGGUACAAAGCAAGAGGCUCUGAAGACUUAUAAUCUCAGCAGUGACACAUCAAAACAAGCAGCUGAGAGGGAUCUCAAUGUGACCAUCGAUCUUAGAACUGACAAAGCAAAGCAGCAGUUACAAGCAGUAGCAAAUAAGAGGACACACCCUGCCAGCCCACCAGUGCCAAACUCAGGGGAAGCUAUAGCCUUAAAUAAAACUGCUACUCAGAGCAAAGAACUGCAUGUAAAUAAACACAAGGUCCAUAAGGUUCCUCCUUUUUUCAAGUUCACUGCUGACUCAGAUGGCUUAAGGAAGCUGUCUAUGAACAAGACACAGUUGAAAGGCCUGCCAAAGGAUGACAGAGCCAAAGCAACUCUUAAGAAGAAACUCAAUUUCUCUGAAAGCCAUGUUGUGAUUAUAACCAAGGAGGAGAAGCUAAAGACAGACACCAAAGAGAUUUUCAAUUCUAAAAUCAAAACUAUAUUUCCUGAAAUAUUGGAUAAAAGCCAAGAAAAACCUAUUUCCAGGAUGAGAAGUGAGGCAUCUUUCCCCUCACCCACUUUACAGAAAACAAUAGUGUCUCAAACCAGACAUGAACUAGAUGGGGGCCUUAGGCCAGCAAGAAUCAAUUUAACUGCCAAGGCCCAGCCUGUAGGACACAAACAAAGUCACACAGAAGUCCUUUUACCUGAAGACCACGGAAUGCACCAGGUGUUAAGAAUAGAUGUGACCCUUUCUCCAAGGGACCCCAAAGCUCCAGGUCAGUUUGGACAUCCUGUGGUUGUUCCCCCUGGAAAGGAGAAGGAGGCAAAAAGAAGAUGGAAAGAAGGAAACUUCAAUGUCUACCUUAGCGAUUUGAUUCCAGUGGAUAGAGCCAUUGAAGACACAAGGCCUGCUGGGUGUGCAGAGCAGCUAGUUCACAAUGAGCUCCCAACCACCAGUAUCAUCAUGUGCUUUGUAGAUGAGGUGUGGUCCACUCUCCUGAGGUCUGUUCACAGUGUUCUCAAUCGCUCCCCCCUACACCUCAUCAAGGAGAUUCUGCUGGUAGAUGAUUUCAGCACCAAAGACUACUUAAAAGAUAAUUUGGACAAAUAUAUGUCUCAGUUUCCAAAAGUUCGGAUUCUGCGCCUUAAAGAGAGACAUGGUUUAAUAAGGGCAAGGCUGGCAGGAGCACAGAACGCAACAGGUGAUGUGUUGACAUUCCUAGAUUCUCACGUGGAAUGUAACAUUGGUUGGUUAGAACCUCUUCUGGAAAGAGUUUAUUUAAGCAGAAAGAAAGUGGCCUGUCCAGUAAUUGAAGUCAUCAAUGACAAGGAUAUGAGUUACAUGACAGUGGACAACUUUCAAAGAGGCGUCUUUGUGUGGCCCAUGAACUUUGGUUGGAGAACAAUUCCUCCAGAUGUUGUUGCAAAAAACAGAAUUAAAGAAACUGAUAUAAUAAGGUGCCCUGUAAUGGCCGGUGGAUUAUUUUCUAUUGAUAAAAAUUACUUUUUUGAACUUGGAACCUAUGAUCCUGGCCUUGAUGUUUGGGGCGGAGAAAAUAUGGAGCUUUCAUUCAAGGUGUGGAUGUGUGGUGGUGAAAUUGAGAUCAUCCCCUGCUCCCGAGUGGGCCACAUCUUCAGGAGUGACAAUCCAUAUUCCUUCCCCAAAGAUCGCAUGAAGACAGUGGAACGGAACCUGGUGCGGGUUGCUGAGGUCUGGCUGGAUGAGUACAAAGAGUUGUUCUACGGCCACGGGGCCCAUCUCAUAGACCAGGGACUGGAGGCCGGCAACCUCACCCAGCAAAAGGAGCUUCGGAAGAAACUGAAGUGUAAAAGUUUCCAGUGGUACUUGGAGAAUGUCUUUCCUGACUUAAAAGCUCCCAUAGUGAGAGCUAGUGGUGUGCUUAUUAAUGUAGCCUUGGGUAAAUGCAUUUCCAUUGAAAACACCACAGCCAUUCUCGAAGACUGUGAGGGGCACAGCAAGCUUCAACAAUUUAAUUAUACCUGGUUAAGACUUAUUAAACAUGAAGAAUGGUGUUUAGCCCCCAGCCCUGAUAAAGGAUCCCUGGAGCUCUGUACUUGUGAUAACAGAAACAAAGGGCUGAAAUGGUCGCAUAAAUCAACAUCAGUUUUCCACCCAGACCUGGUAAAUCACAUUGUUUCUGAAAACUCGCAUCAGUUGUUAUGCUUGGAAGGAAACUUUUCUCAGAAGACAGUGAAAGUAGCUGCUUGUAACUCCAUGAAGCCACAUCAGAAGUGGAAAUUUGAAAAGUACUAUGAAGACUGAAGAGGAGCCAAUAUUUUUAUCUAGAAAACUCAUUGGAUGCUAUGAAAAUAACAGUGAACUUGGUGGCUGUAUUUCUGUGUCAUUUACAUUUUGAAUUCUAAUAGCAUUUGAAUGGAGAAUCUUUACAAGUCACAAUAUUUGAGAUACCAAAAGAUUUCUCAGGGAAACAGUCCCCCAUUGAGCUAGAGUCAUUUUCAGCCCUGAGUGACCUUUGGAAUUCCCUGCUUCCUGCCCUGUCCUGGAAUCAUCCUGCAAGUUUCUUCCAAGAAUCUCACAGGUAACUGGAAAUGAAGACAUGUGGAGAAGCACGGUGAUACGAUGGUAGUGUUUCAUAAUAACUAGCUCUUUUGGCCUACAAGAAGAGGAAUAAGCAAUGAGAACCUGUCCUUCAUUGUCUAAUUUUUCAUCAAACAGAAGGUGCUAGAAUUCUUAUAGCUACAAGAUCUUAGACAGAUGCAUGAAGCUACCACCCUGUUGAGACCUCUCCAGACUAAUGCAUGUUUAAUGAACAGUUUGAAAUAGUAUUGAUCAAUUAUUGAUAACCUUACCUAAUAGCAAAUAAUAAUUUUGACGUAGAUUACCAUAUAAUUUUUUUUCUCAUUCUGAGUCAGUGGAGACAAUUUUAAGUGAGAAAUAAGAGGCCUCUAAAUACUCAUUUAAUUAUAGGUAUAGACAAUGUUUUAGCUCAUUUUUAAAUCUGUACUUAAAAAAUUGGUCACACCCAUAACUUCUAAUUUCUUUUCUUUUUGAAGAGGCUGGGUCACAACACACUGUUAUCACCAAAAAUGCAUUUAAUUAUCGAACAUACUAUAAUGUAGGACCAUAUGAGAGGAGUUGGAAAAAAAUAGAAACAGAGCACUAAGAAAUGUUAGGUUUUUUUACAUGAAAGUAGUAAAAUAUUACUUCCCUGUGAUGAAGUAUGCUAAAAAUGGACUCUAAAAAUUUGCAAAGUAGAAAUAAAAGAAACAUAAUAAAAGAGAAAGAAAAGGAGAUAAACGACUCUUAGGAGAAGCACUAAGAGAAAAUUUCCCUAGACUUGGCCAAAGAAGGAGGACUUGAUCCUUCAAAUUGGGAGAAAAAGCAAAGCCCUAAAUAUGAACCCAAUGUUAACAUAACAAAUCUGUGGGAAAGUCAACUACUUCCUUGCUAUAAAUUGAGCUGUCAUCUUAAAUAUACCUAUACCAAUAUUUAGCAUGCCAGAAAAAAUCUUAGAAAUCAGAAUAUCCUUUACAGUCAUUGUGGUAAGAAAAUUGGUACUCAAAGACAAAUUACUUGUCUAAAAAUCACAAGCCAAUUAGUGGUAGGAUCAGUAUCUUCUACAGUUUCACUCCACUGGCCUCAACAAACCAGUUGAACAGCAGUCCUUAGAAAGAGAUACAUAAACCUGAGGUUUUCUGGGGUUGAAUGCCUGCAGAAUGGCCAUGCUGAUUUGUGCUAGUAUUUUUAAUUUUUUUCUCAAAUCUUUGUUCAGUUGAGAUGAUGCUAAAACUGAGCAUUUUUAGUUCUUACUUCCUAUUUAACACUUGAUUUUAAUUUCCAACUAAUUACAAAAAAGCAGAGCUAUUAACUAAGAGUGGGAAGGAGGAACAUUUUUGAACAUUUGUGACAUAUUUAAAAUGUUUUAUUCAGAUAAUUUACAAUUGCAGAUGAGAUAAAAGAACAACUAGAAAGUGAUGUAAUUUCUUUCAAAACAGGCAUUUGGGGGUGGGGGAGGGACAAGUCCAUUGCCAAAGUACUAACUGAAUUACUGGCCACACUAGAUGCCUCAUAUAAUUCUUCAUGUAACUGAAAAUUUUUGAAAGCCUCUCCCCCAGCCUAUAGAACCUCUAUUUUAUCCAAAAACAGUUUCCACAAAGAAAAGUCAACCUUGUUCAGAAAAGGAUGAUUCAUACUUUGAAUACACCUACAGUGAGGUAUACCAGCUGAAGAAAGCUGAAUAUUUGUCUCAAAAGAAACUUCUCCAGUCUGCUUAGCAUAUGUUCCUACUGAUUUAACCUUGACAUGCUUAUUAUAUAAAACUAUAAUUGAGUUAUAUUGUCAAUAGCACAAAGGAUUGUUUUGGAACAUCAUAUUAUUUGUGCUUGAGGAGAAUAUUUCAUAUGUUUUUCAUAUACCAUAUAUUCGCUCAGUUCCUCUAAGAUGCAAAGAGCUAAUCACCAGUUAGGAAUCUGUGUGGGCCUUGCUUUGGCAGUAUUGAUUAAUUGUCAAAUCUACUACCUACAACUUUGAAAAAAGAAAACAGAAUUGUCUUCUAAAUUUUGUUUUUAGAAGACUGGAAUAAGCAUACAAAUGCUACUAUAGAUCUUCAAGGAUAAUAAUAAACCCUCAAAUGGGGCACAUGAGAGUCCUAGUCAGCCCUGAAUUCUCAAAGAAGGAGGCUAUGUUCUUGGAAUUGGCUUGAAUUGGCUUAGAUUAUUACCUUUAUUAGAAAAAAUAAAUGCCUGUACAUCUUAACUUGAACACUGGAUAAUAUUAACAGGACUUAUUUGAUCAAAAAAACUAGCUUACCAAACCAUCAAAAUGUUUCUGUGCCUUUCAGUGUACACAAUUCUUUUCUCUCUUCAACAGUUACCCAGUGCUUCCACCCUACUUGCCCAUGGCAUGACACAGCUGUUGUUGGUACAACCAUGUUUUAUCACCAGCAUCAAAUUUGCCCAGUUCUGCUUGCUGACAUUCAAUAAGCUGUCACUCACAGGGAUGCAAGGAACCACAUGCCAUGAUCACAAUGUAUCAUUAGCUUCACCACACUAAUUUGGAAAUAUUCUCUUAGACAUGAAACCAUCUUCCUUCUAGCACUGCCUAGGAGACUGCACAGAGGCAAGGAUACCAAUUGCUGUGUCCUGGAAUUCAAUAUUCUCAGUUGAUCCAGAUUUUUUCAUUAAGUUUAUUGGUUCAUUUGAUCCUGAUUUUUAAAACAGCUAAAAAUGAUUUUUAAGGAUCUCUUAUAAAGAGAAUAGGGCUGAAGCACACUAGAUAGCACCUUCCUUUUAUUUCAAACAUUUUUAAUUUAAGUUUCAUAUUCAGAACACAAGAAAGAAUACCUCAGCUGAAGGUCUCAAUAUCUUCUACAAAGAUAAGAAAAGGACAAGAGGUGAAGGUAAAAAAAGAGUACUCAUCACUGAGUACUCACUAUGUAAUAUGUACCUCCAGUGCUCCCUCCCACUGAGUGGUCCACAUUGAUGCAGUAAGUCACAUUCUCCCCUUAAAACAGAUAAGAAGAAUGAGUAGCCACUGCACUGAUGAAAGAAUUGGUCAUCCCACUAGUAAGAGGUAAAAUUCAGUUACUAUUCUAUCUUCUUCCCCCAAACAAAGUUUCUUUCCCUACCACAUAAUUAAAUAAAUAGACAAUCAAUGCAGGCAGGCCCAGUUAAAAUCCCCCUUGACUGUAGACUGUUGAUGUCUCAAAUAAAUGCAAUGAGGUGAGCUCAAACCAUUUUCCCCUUCUUCAUUGUUGAACAGACAGGAAAUGGAAGAUGGCUCUCUCUCUCUCUCUGUUAAGUAACUUAAGUGGAGGGAUAAGUGUCAUGGCUCCACAUGUCUUGCAUGGAUCUAUACCCUCAUCUAGUUAUUUUCCAUCUUCUCUACCACAUAUAAGAAACAGAAAUAAACAUGUAGAGUUCCUUUUCUGUGAAUAAUACCAGCUCCUUCUUCACUCAGUCUUUAAGCAAAGCUGAUAAAUUGCUCCAUUUGAACACAGACAAAGAUAUAAAAAUUGAAGAAUCCUUCAAUUUAAAAUUCUAACCAUGACUUUCAAACUCACUGUGUCAAUUGUUACUAUAGUGCUUUUGCAACAACUGUUGCAUGGGUUAUUCAAAAAUUGUUGCAAGCCAAAUUGCAUUAAAAUAAGAAAAGAAACACUAACCAAAGCUAUUGCAUAAGAAUAUUUAUUUAUUGACAAAUACUCCAUAGACAAGUUUGAAUGAGCCUUACAAAGUAUUUUAUUCCUCAAUGAGGGCAAAUGGCAUUUGAGGUUUGGUGGUGGUACCUGUGUCUCAAAGAGAAAAAAAUAAACAUCACACAAAAAGGAUUUAAUGUGUUUGUUUUCAACCUAAUGAAUCAAAUAACCAUCACUAUUUCAAUUAGGAUCCCUCUGCAAUUUUAUCUGAGUCUUUGCUUUGUAGAAACACAUGAAAAUUCUCAUUUUCCAGCACAUAAGCCAACUUCAAAUAUGCUGAGCUCCUAAUAAGGAAAAUUACCAUAAAAUUAGAAAUAAUUUCUUUGAAAACAGAGGUUUUAUAUAGUCAAAUAUAUUUCUAUUUUAUUAUUGAUUAAUAGAUAUUUGCCUAAAGAUAUUCACUAUAAAUAUCUAUAUGAAUAAAGCUUUUA